AUGACACGUUACAGAACCUCCCGCGUGUCAAAUCAUGGCGUCAGGGAUAUUGGUAGUGCUAACGUCUUCCGGGCUACAGCAAAGGAACCUUAUGCCAUUCGAGAGGAACCUCUGGGGACUACUAAACAUGUCAGAAUCGUGGGCAUCGGGGCUGGAGCUAGUGGUAUCAACAUGGUACGGACACUUCGAAGAAACCUAACCAAUUAUGAGCACGUUAUAUACGAGAAGAACGAGAAGGUCGGGGGGACUUGGUUCGAGAACACGUACCCCGGGUGUAGAUGUGAUGUACCAAGUCAUAACUAUCAAUUCUCAUGGCGAAGGAAUCCCGAAUGGUCCAAUUUCUUCGCGCCCGCCGCUGAGAUCGAGCAGUACUUGACUCGCAUAUGCGAAGAGGAGCACAUGAUGGACACCAUAAAGACACAACACAAGGUUAUAGGCGCAUGGUGGGACGAGAAUCGUGGUCUAUGGGAUAUCAAAGUCUUGAACCUAGGGACUGGUGAGGAAUUCAGGGAUCAAGCCAAUUUCUUGGUCGAUGGCUCUGGUAUCCUAAAUAACUGGACAUGGCCAGAUAUUACGGGCAUAAAGAGUUUCCAAGGAGAGUUGAUACAUACUGCCAAUUGGCCCAAAGACUUCGACCACACCAACAAAACUGUCGCAAUAAUAGGGAAUGGCUCAUCCGGUAUCCAGUUGCUCCCCACGAUUCAACCAGAUGCUAAGCAAAUUUACCAUUUCGUCCGCACGCCCACAUGGAUCAUACCUCCGCGAAUAGUAUCAAUGAUGGUAAUGGGCGGUCCAGCCAAGAGUAUCCUCGGUGAGAUCGAGUUCGACGAAGGGGAGAACUUCUCGGAGCGACAGAUCGAAAGGUUUAAAAACGACCCCGAAUUAUACAGAAGAUUUAUCAAGACCAUCGAAAAAGACAGUAACGCGGCCUUCCACCUGGUUAUCAACGGCGGUCCAGUCCAGGCAUUUGCAACCAAUAAAGUCACCCAGUAUAUGAAAACUGCUCUAGGCAGCGAUGAGAAGCUCUGCAAAGCUCUGAUUCCCAAAUUUCCCCUGGGAUCCCGUCGCAUUACCCCGGCCCCGGGCUACCUUGAGGCUCUGAGAGCCCCGAAUACGGAAGUAAUCACGGGAGAGAUUGCGGAAAUCGUACCUGAGGGUAUCCGACGACAGUCGGGAGAAGUAAUCAAGCUGGAUGCCAUCAUCUGCGCCACGGGUUUCGAUAACUCUUUCACUCCACGCUUUCCUAUCGUCGGCCGAAACGGCAACAUCCAGGACAUCAUGAAGGCAGAGACACCCAAGGGCUAUAUGUCUUGCGCACUAGCCGGCGUGCCCAAUUACUUUAGUCCCAACGCGCCCAUAGGCCACGGCAGCGUGCUCACUCUGACGGAACACAUUGCGCGGUACAUCACCCGGAUCAUCAUCAAAUGCCAGACGGAAAACAUCAAAGCCAUCGCACCCUCGGACGCGGCAGUCGCGGACUACAGCGAGCACAUCGCGGCCUUCAUGCCGCGCACGGCGUGGGCGGCGCCGUGCAAAUCCUGGUUCAAGGGCGGCAAGGAGGACGGUCCCGUCACCGCCCUGCACCCAGGCAGCCGCAUCCACUUCUUCCAGAUGCUCGACCGCUUCCGCGGCGAGGACUGGGUGUACGUGUACGACGGCGGCGCCAGCAAGAACAGGUUCGCGUACCUGGGGAACGGGUUUGCGGCGAGGGAGCUGGAUCCUAAUCAGGACUCCACGUGGUACCUCGACGAGGAGGCGGACGCUCUGUUGUAG
Molecule: messenger RNA, 1773 nt
Organism: Hypoxylon fragiforme
Lineage: Eukaryota; Fungi; Ascomycota; Sordariomycetes; Xylariales; Hypoxylaceae
Product: FAD/NAD(P)-binding domain-containing protein
Exons: 5
Coding region: 1-1773 (590 amino acids)
Source: RefSeq, a predicted model, not a curated record